Messenger RNA from Musa acuminata subsp. malaccensis (wild Malaysian banana), 2443 nucleotides. The record is from RefSeq and is a predicted model, not a curated record. Lineage: Eukaryota; Viridiplantae; Streptophyta; Magnoliopsida; Zingiberales; Musaceae.
UGUUGUUGAUCCAAAUUUACAAAAGAUCUGUGCGUUGCGUCUAUGCUUUCUUUGAAAAGUCUCUCUUUGCUUUCGUUUGUCAGCUUCUCGAGUCUAUCUCUUGUCUUUCUUGAGCUCCAUUUUUAGUAUUUUAGCUACUGGUUUUGAUAACAGAGGAGGCUGUGGCGAAUAAUAAUAGUAGGAGAAGACCAGAAGCUUGAGGGGAUCACGGUACGCGGUGGUAGAUUGGAGGAUGGGAGGAGAGACGGGAGCGCCUACGCCCCAGGGGCCGCCGGUGGUUCCGACCGCACCGCCGUCGGUGCAGAUGCAGAUGCCGAUGCCGAUGCCGACGGCUGCUGGGUUUGGAGACGUCCACCCGACUCACCCGCCCCUCGAGCAGCUUCCCAAUCUUCAGUUUUGCCUCCAUUCCAACCCUUCGUGGCCUGAAAUGUUUGCACUUGCGUUCCAACACUACAUAGUUAUGUUGGGAUCAAUUGUCAUGCUAGCUUCUUUUCUCGUCCCUCUGAUGGGUGGAAACCAUGGAGAUAAGGCACGUACUAUUCAGACACUCCUGUUCAUGAGUGGGAUUAAUACCCUUCUCCAGACAUUGAUCGGAACACGGUUACCCACUGUGAUGAACUCAUCUUUUGCGUUCAUCAUCCCUGUCAUGUCAAUUAUCAGAGACUUCAAUUCACGGGCCUACAAUGAUGAACACCAGAGAUUUGUCCAUACUACGAGAACCAUUCAAGGAGCACUGAUAAUUUCUUCGUUCGUCAACAUAUUUAUUGGGUACACCAGAGCAUGGAAAAAACUCUUCAGGUUCUGCAGUCCUGUGACUAUAGUUCCUGUAGUUUGUGUUGUGGGUCUUGGACUGUUCGAGCGAGGCUUCCCUCAGCUAGGAAAAUGUGUUGAAGUUGGAUUGCCAGUGCUGAUAUUGUUAGUAUUAUUAGUUAUCGCCCAACAGCAUACGAAGCACGUUAAUGAGAGAGCUUACUUUGUGCUUGAGAGGUUCUCAAUCAUUUUCUGUGUCAAAAUUGUAUGGGCUUUUGCUGCUAUUCUUACUGCUGCUGGUGCAUACAACAAUGUCCCCGAGAAGACCAAGUUGCAUUGCCGUACUGAUAGAUCAUACUUAAUAUCAUCUGCUCCAUGGAUUAAGAUCCCGUACCCAUUUCAGUGGGGUGCUCCCAUAUUUGCUGCAAGUCACGUAUUUGGGAUGAUGGGUGCAGUACUUGUUUCAGGUCUUGAGUCUGCUGGAGCCCAUUAUGCAGCUGCUCGGCUCGCAGGUGCUACACCACCUCCUCCAUAUGUGCUAAGUCGAAGUGGCGCGCUGCCGCUGGCUUCCUUGAAUCACAUCUCCUUGGUCUGCAGAUCAGUGGAGAGAUCACUUGACUUUUACCAGAAUGUGCUCGGCUUCCUCCCCAUCAGGAGGCCGGGAUCCUUCGAUUUUACUGGUGCCUGGUUGUUCAACUACGGAAUCGGCAUCCACUUAUUGCAAUCUGAAGACCCCGAGAAGAUGCCGAGGAAGAAGGAGAUUAACCCCAAGGACAACCAUAUCUCCUUCCAGUGCGAGAGCUUGAGCAUGGUGGAGGGGAAGCUGAAAGAGAUGGGAAUCCCUUACAUCCAACGUCGAGUGGAGGAAGGUGGGAUCUACGUGGACCAGCUAUUCUUCCAUGACCCGGACGGCUUCAUGAUCGAGAUCUGCAACUGCGACAACCUCCCGGUGAUCUCGCUUUCCGGGGAGCCCAUCAUGGCCUGCAAGAGAGUGUUUUGUAGUGAAAAUGUUGGACUUCUGGGAUUGACACGCGUUGGAAGUCGGAGAAUCGUGCAGAUAUCGGCUGGUUUUAUGAUAUUCUUCUCCAUCUUCGGAAAGUUCGGUGCGUUGUUCGCUUCAAUUCCAUUACCAAUAUUUGCAGCAGUAUACUGUAUUCUGUUUGGACUCGUCGCUGCUGUUGGUGUCUCAUUUAUUCAAUUCGCCAACAACAACUCCAUGAGGAACCUGUACAUAGUGGGCCUUUCACUUUUCCUUGGUAUAUCUGUUCCUCAGUACUUCAAUGAAUUCACGGCUUCAGCGGGUCACGGACCAGCUAAAACAAAUGCUGGAUGGUUCAAUGACAUAUUAAAUUCUAUCUUCUCGUCGGCUCCAACAGUGGCAUUUAUAGUAGGAAUAGUGCUGGAUAACACACUGGAGGCCCGGACUUCUUUCUCCGACAGAGGGUUCUUAUGGUUGAAUCCUUUAAACAAGAAUGAUGCCAGAAAUGAAGAGUUCUAUAGCUUCCCUAUCAGAGUGCAUGAAUGGAUGCCGACCCGUUUCCUUAGAUAAUAUUGCUAGCCUCCAAACAUGUAAAUUGCACAUGUAUGCAUUCUCAAGAGUUUAUUCUAUAUGUGCUCAUACAUGCUGAAAAUUUAUGUCUGAUCCUUUACAUACCAAAUGUUUCUUAGUCAAAUUCUUCUGAAGCACUUCAAA